Thamnophis sirtalis is the source of this 3802-nucleotide messenger RNA. The record is from RefSeq and is a predicted model, not a curated record. Lineage: Eukaryota; Metazoa; Chordata; Lepidosauria; Squamata; Natricidae.
UGCUCAUCUCUCCAGUAGUUUCUCUUAUCAGUAGUGAUAUCUGUGAAAGCCAUAGAUAUGCAAACUUCAGUAUGGGAGGAAUUUACAUCACCAGGUAAGAUAUGUUUAAAACGGAGAGUAAAAGUCUACAGUUAAAGAAGACAGGCAACGGAUUCCAGUUAACCCAUUCACAAAAGAGAAGGAAAAAGACAGGAUAGAGCAGGUAACUUUUGAAUGUUGUGAACACCAUCAUGAUGUGGAUAUUCCUUCUUCUAGCUUCUUCACACCUCCUGGUUGCACAAAGAACCUGUCUGCAUGGGGCCUGCUAUCCACCUGUGCAGGAUCUUCUUAUAGGAAGAAUCCAUUAUUUGAAGGCAUCCUCCACCUGUGGACUUACCCAACCUGAAACUUCCUGUACUCCAUAUGGAAAAUGGCAAAUGAAAUGCUGCUCAUGUGAUUCCAGAACCCCUCAUGCAUACAAUAGUCACCGGGUGGAAAAUGUUCUCUCUUCUACAGGACACAAGCGGUGGUGGCAAUCUCAGAAUGAUGUGAAACAUGUUUCUCUCAAACUAGAUUUAAACAAUAAAUUUCAUCUUGCUAGUCUCCUGCUGGACUUUAGGAGUCCUUUGCCAGGGGGCAUGGUGAUUGAGCGUUCUACUGAUUUUGGCAAAACCUGGAAGAUCUAUCAGUACUUGGCCACAGACUGUUCUACUACUUUCCCCCGGAUUCCCAAGGGCUUACCUCAGAAGUGGCAGGAUGUCCAUUGCCAGAACAUACAGAGUCAACAUGGACAACCUCAGAAUGGGGGAAAGAUUAAGUUCAACCCUGUAGACCUUGCAUCAGGGAUGAUGACAUCUCAAAACCAACGGAUUAACAGUCCAUGGGCGUUGUAUAUGCCAACACAAUACUGCUGGGCCAAACUGUGAUCACUGUGCAUCUUUUUACAAUGAUCAGCCAUGGAAACCUGCUGAAGAUGAUAAUCCUAAUGAAUGUCAUAGAUGCAAUUGUAAUGGACAUUCCCACAAAUGCCAUUUUGACCAAAGUGUAUAUCAAGCAAAUGGGGGAAAGAGUGGGGGUGUAUGUGAAGAUUGCCAGCACAACACAGAAGGGAGGAACUGUGAAUUGUGCAAAAUAAACUUCUUUCGUAACCGGCAGUUUGAUCUUGGCCAUCCAGAGGUCUGUCUCCCUUGUGAGUGUGAUCCAGAUGGCACCGUUCCUGAUUCUAGCUGUGAUCGCAUGAAUGGUCGUUGCGUCUGUAAGGACAACGUGCAAGGAGACCGUUGUCAUCUUUGCAAACCUGGAUUUACUCAGUUGACCAACUCUAACCCCAAAGGUUGCAGAGAGUGUGCCUGCAACAUGUUGGGCAGUCGCAGAAAUGUACCCUGUGAUGAUGAAACUGGACGCUGUUUCUGCCUUCCUAAUGUGGCAGGAGAGAAGUGUGAUGAGUGUGCUGUGAAUCACUGGAAAAUUGCAAGUGGGGAGGGCUGCUGGCCUUGCAACUGCCACCCUCAGAAUUCACUCAGCCUUCAGUGCAACAAGUUUACAGGGCAAUGUCCAUGCAGGGAAGGCUAUGGUGGACUGACGUGCUCUGCUGUUGAAGUACAAGAAUGUCCACACCAGACAUUUGGAAAUGUUAGGACUGGAUGUAGAGAUUGUGACUGCAAUUUCCAAGGCACAGAGGUAAUGGGCUGUAACAAACUGACUGGUAGCUGCCUUUGCCGCUCUGGGUUCGCAGGACCCCAGUGUAACCAGUGCCAACGGGGCUACUGUGGCAACUAUCACCAGUGUGACGCCUGCCAUCCUUGUUUCCAAGCCUAUGAUGAUGAUAUUCAAAGGUUUGGCUUACGUCAGGCCUCCUUGAAAAAUUCAACACAGCACUUGCAAGGAGGGACAAUGACUUCUGGCUACAGUACCCGCCUUUUAGAAAUGGAAAGAAAAAUGCAGCACAUUCAACAGAUGUUGGACAAUCCCCUCAUUACUGAGCAGGGACUGGACCAGGUGGCCAAUGCCAUUGCUACAAUAAGGCAGACCAUUGAAGGUUUAAGCUCUGAAAUAUUUCUUGUGGAUGAAGUCUCUUCCUUGUCCAUAGAUAUGGAUGCUCUUGAUAAAAGCCUGUAUCUAAUCACUAAACAAUACCAAAAUAAGAAGGCCCAGUUUGAAGCCAGCCGCAGCAUAGAUCUCUCAGGGGCAUUCAAAACUAUCAGGUCUGCACAUGUCACAUCCUCCAAUGCCAGUGCACGCAUAGCUGGUUCUUCUGUACUGCUUGCUGAGUCUCUAGAAAAGAGGAGAAAUGCUGAGGAGCUCGAAAGUCGUCUUCUAGACCCUGAUUCAGGAUUUGAACUACUGCAGAAUAAAAUGGCUGUCGCACCCAACUUGACUCCAGUCAUUAAUAAGAUCAGAGCUGCUGAAAUAGCUUCAAGCAAGAUUCAGACAAAUGCCCAAAAACUGAGAAAUCAAAUGAGCAUCAUCAGGACACAGAUAGAGGCAGAUAUCCAGCGCACUCAGCAGUUCAUUCGUCAAGUUCGCAAUUUCCUAUCAGAUCCAGAUGCUGAUGCUACCACGAUUCAGCAAGUGAGCAAUUACAUCCUGUCCCUUAAUCUUCCAAUUGACACUGGCACAAUUCUCAGGAAAAUCACUGAGAUUCAGAAUUUGAUUGCUAAGCUGCAAUGUCCUGAUAGUAUCAUUGCCCAAACUGCUGGAGACAUAGCUAAGGCCAAACAGCUUCAGCAGGAAGCUGAAGAAGCCAGGAACCAGGCCAGUACUAUUGAGGGCAAUGUGGAUGAUGUGCUGCAGAUAUUGAAACAAGGAGAAAUAGCACUUCAAGAAGCUGAACUUACCAUUCAGGACUCUGCUUUCCCCCUCCAAAGUAUUCAAAAUCGCCUUGAAGAAAUCCAGACUAUCCUUACUCCAGCUCAGGAGAAUGUGCGGGACAUCACUAAUCAACUGGAUAGUUUCACUGAGACGCUUGUCCAGUUACAGCACAAGGCAAGCCAGAAUCAGUUAUUGGCUGCAGAUGCCCAGCAACAAGCAACAGAAGCCCAUGCGCAAGCAAAAACCACUCAGCAGGUAUUUGAACAAUUGAAUGGCAAAUACAUGGACCUGCAGAGGCGAAUGGGACAAGGGUCAAAUUUAGGCAUCCAAGGUGACAGAAUUCAAAGUGCCCAUACAGAGGCCAACACAUUGUUGAAUGAAGCAUUGAAUAUGAUGGCCAAAAUGUCUGCUUUAGAAACAGAACUACAGGAGAGUAACAGUGCCUUCAUCCUCAAGUCAGCCAAGCUGGAAGGCCUGGAAAAAAAAGUGGAAUCAAUUCGUGAUCAUAUCAGUCAACGAGUUGCAUAUUAUUCCAGUUGCACAGAUUAAAACAGUUUCUUCUCCUUUCCUGAUGAAUCCUUUCCUCUUCCUAAUUUAUCAAGAUUGCUUUCUUCAUAUGUGCAAAAAAACCCCAAACAUUUCCAUCUUUUAUUUUAAAAAGCUAGCUUUGAAAUAUUGCUAUUGCUAUAGGUUAAGCUUUAGGGGGGGAAAACCCAGAAAUGCGUGUACUAAUUUAUUUGCUCUAGCAUUCCAAGACACCUUUAUAUUUAAAAUUAAUCUCUUGAAUUCAAAUGUUGCUGAUAGCAACAUUUUUUUUAAAAAAAAAAUUGGAAGAUGUACUUUUGCAUGAGUUCUAUCCAAGCAGAAUCUGGAUUUAAGCAAGAUUAAGAAAGCAAUAUAAAUGAACAAUGGUGUCUGUUUCUUAGAUUUCAUAGCCCAUUAUAAGACUUUUUUAUCUUUUUAUCCACCACUAAUUCUUUUUACAAAUACAAAACAGCUUUUUGCAGAUAAA